Molecule: messenger RNA, 1617 nt
Organism: Pseudozyma flocculosa PF-1
Lineage: Eukaryota; Fungi; Basidiomycota; Ustilaginomycetes; Ustilaginales; Ustilaginaceae
Exons: 6
Coding region: 1-1617 (538 amino acids)
Biological process (GO): transmembrane transport
Cellular component (GO): membrane
Molecular function (GO): transmembrane transporter activity
Source: RefSeq, a predicted model, not a curated record
AUGGUUACCGACAAGCUCAAGUCCGACGAGACGGCGCCGCGGUCGUCGAGAUCCCCCGGCGACCUCGACUACGUCUCUCGCGCAGCCAUGGGCGAGAAGGCAAUCAUGGGCAAGUUCACAAAAUGGUGGUCAGACGACGAGGAGCGCAGGCUGCGGCGCAAGCUCGACGUCCGCAUCAUUGUCAUCUCCUUUGCACUCUACUUUGUCGCGCUGCUGGAUCGCGGCAACAUUGGCAAUGCCAAGACGGCAGGCAUGAACAGGGACCUCGGCAUCUCUGACCAACAAUACCAGUGGCUGUUGACGAUCUUCUACAUCGCCUACAUCGUCUUCCAGUUCCUGCUGCUGGGCUACAAGGUCUUUUCGCCCCCGAAAUGGAUCGCCGGGUGCGUCUUUGUCUGGGGCGUUGCGGGCGUCUGCCAGGCGGCGGUCCAGAGCUGGUCCGGCCUGAUGGCCUGCCGCUUUAUACUCGGUGUCGCCGAGGCUGGCUACGGCACGGGCGUGGCGCUCUACUUUAGCUUCUUUUACCCGCGCGACGAGAUCGGCCUGCGCUUUGGCACCUUUGUCAGCGCCGGCGCCGUAUCCUCGGCUGUCGCGGGUGCCAUCGCCUACGGCCUGGUCCACGCCCAUGCCACCAUCGAGAGCUGGAGGCUGCUCUUCCUGAUCGAGGGGAUCCCCACACUUCUCAUGGUCCCCAUCGUGCUCGUGGUCCUGCCCCGCGACGUUCAAUCCUGCCGCUUCCUCUCCGCGCGCGAGCGCGAGAUCGCCGAGGCUCGUCUCUUUCGGCCCCCGCCGCCUCCUCGCCGGAGCAAGACCGAGGACGGUGGCCGGUGGACGCUCAAGGCACGCUUCGUCGACUUCAUCAACUGGGGCAACGCCGGCGCCGCCUUUCUCGAUCCGCUCUCGUACCUCAUCUCGGUCAUGUUCUUCAUCAUCAACGUCUGCUACUCGAGCGUCCCCGUCUACCUGCCGACGCUGAUCGAGGAGAUGGGUUACUCGAGCAUCAACGCGCAGGGCCUCUCGGCCCCUCCCUACGUCCUCGCCUUUCUCCUGGCCAUCCUGUUUUGCUGGAUCAGCGACCGGGCUCAGGUCCGGGGCGUCUUUGGCGCCGGCCUGCUCGUCCUCGCCGCCGUGGGCUACCUCGUGCUCGCGACCCAGACCUCGACGGCGGCGCGGUACGUCGCCGUCUGGAUGAUUGUCUGCGGCAUCUUUCCCUUUAUCCCGAUACUCUACAUGUGGCUCAUGAGCAACCAGGCGGGCGAAUCGAAAAAGGGCGUCGGUCUCGUCGUCUUUGGCACAAUCGGCCAGUGCGGCCCGCUGCUUGGCACGCGCCUGUUCCCUGCGCGCGACAAGCCCUACUACGUCAAGGGCACCUCCGUCAGCGGGGGCCUGCUCCUUUUUGGCGCCAUUGUGGCCGCGCUUACAUCGCUCUACCUCUGGAACAUCAACCGACGCAGGGACAGGCAGCAGGGCGCUCUCGACGCCGCUCAAAAGGAGGGGCCAGACACGGCAGCAUCCCACGCCGAUACGGUCGAGAAAGGGGCCGAAGAAAGGGACCGGAGGAGGAUCGAUGUGCUGCUUCGCGGCGAGGAGAGCCCGUACUUUAGGUACACGAUUUGA